AGCAGGUCGCGACUCCUUUAAGAAGUCUACUCAUCUGACCAUUUGCCCCUGUGACGCGUUCCUCGGUUCUCGUCGGCGGGGCGUCUCGCGGAUAUGCUGCACCCUUUAAACCCACUGAAGGAGCGCGAGCGCAACCUAUGCUGGACUGAACCGUAAUCCACCUGGGUGACGGUGAAGUUCGGUGUGUCAUUCCCAUGGAAUCUACUCCCGGUCGUUUCCUCCAUCUACCGAGAGCAGAAAAACGGCGAGCAGCCGAGCGAGCGAAUCACGUCUCGCGCCUCUUUCUCCAGACCAACUAAUCACGUCGUGCAGUAUGAUGGUUGUAGUAUAAACGGGACAGCCACACACAUCGUUACACAUUGUGACACACGCACACACACACACACACACACACACACACACACACACACACACACACCUGCAAGGCCUUCUCAUGUGGUGAGAUGACAGCAGCAGAGCAGUUAGAUAUGGAGGUCAUGACUCCUCUAAUGGAGGCAGCCCAAGAGGACAACUCUGAAGAGGAGGCGGAGCCCAACACUGUGCAGGCCAAUGAGGAGCAGCGGACCACGUUCCUGCAGACUCUGCUCCACCUGCUGAAGGGGAACAUCGGUACCGGCCUGCUCGGACUCCCACUCGCUCUCAAGAACGCUGGCAUUGUCCUUGGCCCAUUGUGUUUGGUGCUGAUGGGGGUGGUGUGUCUACACUGCAUGCACAUGCUGGUCAACUGCAGUCAUCAGUUAAGCGACAGGAUGAAGCGUCCUCCUCUGGGCUACAGCGACACAGUGGCCAUUGCCAUGGAGACCAGCUCCUCCAACAUGCUCAGGAGAGGAGCCCAUUGUGGGAGGUUGCUGGUGAGCUUCUUCCUGGUUUUAACACAGCUGGGAUUCUGCAGUGUUUACUUUGUCUUCCUCGCAGAAAACAUCAAACAGGUGGUGGAGGGUAACCGUGGUAACGGCGAGGAGGGGAUUGAUGUGCGUCUGUAUAUGCUCUUCCUUCUGCCGCUCCUGGUGGUGAUGUCAUUCAUCAGAGACCUGAGGAACAUGGCCGUCCUCUCGGCCCUCGCCAACACCGCCAUGGCCAUCAGCCUCAUCUUCAUCUUCAACUUCAUCACCUCCGAUGUUGGUGAUCCAGGGCGGUUGCCCUUUGUGUCCAGCUGGAGGAAGUUCCCCUUCUUUUUUGGCACAGCCAUCUUCGCCUUCGAGGGCAUUGGAGUGGUGCUGCCGCUGGAGAACCAGAUGAAGGAACCAGCUCGGUUUCCUCAGGCGCUUAAUGUUGGGAUGGGUGUGGUCAUUGUGCUCUACGUUUCCUUGGCAACCCUGGGAUACCUUCACUUUGGUGAUGACAUCAAAGGAAGCAUCACACUCAACCUGCCACACGAUAGCUGGACCAACCAGCUGGUGAAGGUGCUGUACUCUCUCGGGGUGUGUGUGAGCUUCGUCGUGCAGUUCUUUGUCCCUGCAGACAUCCUGCUCCCGCCCAUCCUGGCCCGCGUGACGGACAGCUGGAAGCGGCCAUUCGAGCUGCUCCUCAGGGCUCUGCUUGUCUGCCUGACCUGUGUGAUGGCGGUGCUGGUUCCACGGCUGGACGUGGUCAUUUCUCUGGUGGGGGCUUUCAGCAGCUCUGCGUUGGCGCUGGUGUUCCCACCGCUGGUGGAGCUGCUGCUUCUGUCGUCCGCCUCAUCGUCCGCCUCUCCCUCGCUCUCUCCCUCUCUCCCUCUCUCCGUCCUGGCCAAAGAUCUGACCAUCGUGCUGAUUGGCAUUCUGGGGUUCCUCACCGGAACCUACGCCACCUUGGAGGAGAUCAUCGCCCCUGGCGACCAGACCCUUUACAACGAUAAUGCCACCUGGACCACACCCACCCCUACUGGCCUGCCCACUGCCCCCCCCACACACUGAGCAACACACACACAUACUGAUCAAAACAACUGUGUGCAAACAAAUACACACAAUGACCAAACUGUAGACACACACACACACACACACACACACACACACAGAGGGACCAAACAGUGCCACACCCUGUGAAAUGAAAAUGGAUGUACAGUAUGUUUUGCAUUUGACCUUGCUUACAUUCCAGACCACCAGGUGUUUACAUGGGCUACUUUCAUGGACCCCAACACACACACACACACACACACAUCUGUCCUGUUGGGCACGGGUUACUUUCAUGGACCCUAACACACACACACACACACUCAUCAGGUAUGUGUUUACAUGGACAGCUUUCAUGGACCCUAACACACACACACUCAUCAGGUAUGUGUUUACAUGGACAGCUUUCAUGGACCCUAACACACACACACUCAUCAGGUGUGUGUUUACAUGGACUCUUUGAGAGGCACACACACACACAUGGAAUGUUGGGCGUCUCCGAGUGUUAACGCUACUAGAAUUUGAAUAAAUUAUUAAUAAAUUAAUUAAUCUUUAAAUACCUCA
Messenger RNA from Alosa sapidissima (American shad), 2435 nucleotides. It is a transcript of the gene slc36a4, whose product is annotated as solute carrier family 36 member 4. Gene Ontology annotation, biological process: L-alanine transport; amino acid transmembrane transport. The transcript is spliced from 12 exons. NCBI's taxonomy places the organism in Eukaryota, Metazoa, Chordata, Actinopteri, Clupeiformes, Clupeidae. Gene Ontology annotation, cellular component: vacuolar membrane. Bases 444 to 1895 code for a protein of 483 amino acids. The record is from RefSeq and is a predicted model, not a curated record. Gene Ontology annotation, molecular function: L-alanine transmembrane transporter activity; L-proline transmembrane transporter activity.